Molecule: messenger RNA, 2496 nt
Organism: Symbiodinium pilosum
Lineage: Eukaryota; Dinophyceae; Suessiales; Symbiodiniaceae
Source: the annotation of a GenBank genome assembly
AUGGGGGCCUUCGAGAAUCGCUUGGCUGCCUCAGGGAACAUCACCUUCGUGUACUACUCAACCAUCAUUCAGUCAGUCGCCUCGGUGCUGGUCGUUAACCACACAUUGGCCUGCGCGAUCUUCUACUUAGGCAGGGUGGGACAGCAAAAUGGGAUGGCGAACUGGCUGGAUACCUAUGAGAUCCUAGCCUACACGGAUUCCUUCCAGUACAUGAUGUCAUUCAACUGGGUCCUCGGUCAGUACACACCGGCACCUUUCCCUUAUAGAGCGCAAAACGAGAUCGAGGAGGUCUUGAUCCUCGUCAUCAUUCUCAGUUGCCUGCCAUUGCUGGGUGCACAGAUCGGGAAGAUCACAGGCACCCUGAACUUGAUGAACGAAAAGGCUAAGGAGCGCGACUACGUGAGGAGGGACCUGCGGCGCUGGCUCCACAAGACCAAGGUGCCCAAGCAGCUCAAGGAGCGCAUGUCCAGGUCCCUGGACGAAGUACUCAACUCCGCAGAAUCACCAUUGGAUGUCAAGGAGCCCAUGGCCCUGAAAUUCCUGCCAAGCACUCUGCUGGAAGAGCUCCGAGUCGUAAAGACUGGUGAGACACUUUCCUUGCAUCCGCUCCUCCGGAUGCUCAUGGACGAGAGGCUGCUUCUGGCUGGCCGUUUGGUCUCGGCAUUCCGAACCCAGGUGGAAGUAGCAGGCGAGCGCGUUUUCGCGGCCGGAAACCGCGCAGAAGGACUGCACGUCACCAUGUCGGGCAGCUUCUCGCUAGUUCUCCAGGAGGAGGCAAGCAUCGUGCAGUCAGAAGCCGGCCUAAGAUCCAAGUCCCUGUCCCCGGAGUCCCACAACCUGGAUGUGCCCCAUGGGACCUGGUUGGGAGAGCUCUGCCUCUACACGGAGAUGAACCAUUCAGCUACUCUCACAUGCCUCACCUAUGCCAAGAGUCUGGGAGUUUCUUGCGGCGAUUUCUUGAAGGCCAUGAGGGAGUCCCCCGCAGCCAUGGUCGCCAUCCAUGAGUGGCGCCGGCCGUGGGAAAUCUUGCCCGAGGCCCAGGUGGAGGAGUGUGAGCUGCUGAAUCCUGGGACAAGUCACAUCCAUCACAUGAAGACCAGCGAGGCUGUGGAUUUCACAGACUUCGUGGAGGGCCUGAUCUCCCGGUCUCUGCCAGUGGAGGAGCUCUGCGCACAGAUCAAGGGAAAGGUGGUCGAGUUGAGGGAUGGCGGCAUCUACGCCCAGCUGCAGCAUCAUGAUGAAGCGAAGCGCGCCAUUCUCUCGGUCCUCAGCAUGCUUUGGCUACUGAAGGGGGACUACGACCAGAUCGUCUCCUGUCAAAAGUUGCCAACAAGGCUUUCUCGGAGCACGUGGACAUCCAUCAAGGAGCUCCUUUGCUGGGACAUGACGUCAUCACAGCUGAUGGCCUUAGUGGUACUCCUUUCUGUACGCGGAUUGAGCAAAAGCGCCGACUUCACAAAGCUGUGUCCUCCAAGUGAGCGGCGCAGCCCGGAGCUUGUCCUGGAGUAUGCUGUGAGCAACUUGAAGUCUUACCUGCCAUCUCUGGCGGGGCUUCCGGAGGAGAGUGCGGACUACGUGACAUCCACGGUCCGGAUGCUGGGGCAGUUCAGCUUUCCGCAGUUCCUCCAGGGCGAGAACAAUCCGCAUUCUGUGUGGAUGCUCCAAUCCUGCCUGAAGCAGGAAGAUGAAGUGGUCUUUAAGAUGUUCUUGCUGGCGCAGACCUGCGUGCUGUGCGGGGUCACUGGAGCCGUAUCCCUUCAAGGCUCCCACUUCCUGAAUGAGCUGAAUGGGCGAUCCGUGCUGAAGGCUCUGAGGUGCUUGCAGAACAUCGCAGAUGCGAAGCCGCAGGCUGUAUACUGGAAUUACAUCGCAGCUCGCGCAGAAGCCCUGCAACUGCAGGUGAGGCAGGCUGGGCAUUUGGUGCUAGCAAGAUUGGCCUGCCUUACGCGCACAGUGGACCCAGAGCGCCUCCGGUCGCUGGAAGCGGAGUGGGGGCAGCUGACGGACCGGGAGCGGGACGCGCUGCACGAGAUCUUCCUUCUUGACGGCCACCUGCACAAGGCCUUCAUAUUUCAGUACCUGCCCCUUUUCCUCACAAAUGCCAUUGAGAAUUCCGACCUGGGAUUACGUGGCGGCCUGCAGUUUCUCGUGGAGCUGUAUGGCAAGCUCCUUGACCAUAGGUGCCUCACGGCCACAGGGCCCACCGUCAAGGUAGACAUCUACUCGCUGGCGUCCAUCGUCGCUGAGGUGGAUGGCUUGCGUACUUUGCGAAAGUGCUUGGAGCAUGUCCGUAUCGUCAAGCACGGGAAUGGGGUCACCGCGCUGCUAACCAAGCAGUCUUACCAGGUGCUCUCAGGUCAGCUGGUUGAGCACGACCGCAACGCCGACCUUCUCGAGGUCUUGGCUGCACAGCAGAUGCAGCUUGAGAAACUGGUGCUCCGCGGCCAUGGGGGCCGAAGCAGGGCACGGGAACUAGUCGAAGAGCGCUUCUUCUAA